Messenger RNA from Cuscuta epithymum, 1252 nucleotides. Lineage: Eukaryota; Viridiplantae; Streptophyta; Magnoliopsida; Solanales; Convolvulaceae. The record is from the annotation of a GenBank genome assembly.
GUUACAGCUCGCGAUUAUGACAGAUUGCAUCUUCAUAGUAAGAGACGCCAAUGACCGCAGUGGUAGAGCAUUUGCAUCAUGUUGUGCUUUGAUUUGGGACUGUGAUGAAUCAUCUGCCCUUUGUGUUUAUGCCGGUUCAAUAAUAACACUAGUGGCACCUUCUCUUAUCCCCCAUUUUAGGACAAUGAGCACGGUGCUGGGUGUUUCUCUAAUUGAUGUAAGUCUGCCUUCUGAGAUAGACAGUCUCUUUCUGGAUGAAGAUGCUAUUGUCAAAAUGGAUUGGGCAACAAUCGCAGUAAUAUGGGCGUGUGGCGUAAUGUGUCUGUUUAAGUCAGUGACUGCUGCUAAUUUUCAAGGGUUCAUGAGAAAACGAGUGAAGGAACUGGUGAAUAGAGCUGGAAUAGUCCCCGAUAAGGGGGCAACUGCGCCUUUCACAUUCUCACAAGCUCAAAUGGUGCGUCAAAAACUAGGAGGGGACAGAGACUUUUGUGGUAAUGUGAUCUUAUUUCUACUGGGAGAAGCACAGUCAGGGUCAGAUUUUGCCCCUAUAUGUGAAUAUCUUACUGAGUUUCUAGCAUGGAAUGGAAUGGGAGCUUUCACCUUCAUCAGCAAAGAGUUUAUAGAGACUCGAUCAGCAAUUCUUCGUGAAUUGUCUUUGCGCACUGAAAUUAAGAAUUUGGCUGAAGCUUUAAGCACCAUAAAUUCUCAUCCCUACUCGCAGUUCUUCCGUUGUCUUGGUCAAAGUGAUCAGAUGUACAAGCUCUCAAGGAGUAGAUUCAGAAUUCUUAUGAAAUCAAAAAGCAACUUAUGAGUCUGACUUCACGAAACUUUGUGUCUACAGACGCUGAAAUUCAGACUCCUUCAUUCAGGACUAUGCUGGCAAAGCACAACGCUCACCUUCAGAGGCAUGCACAUGAGGAAGCUAUGAGACAUUAUGCAUACUUGACAAGUGGAGUUGAGGUUAUCCCAGAUGACCAGCUUGAAGAUGCUAUAAGAGCUGAGGCAGGACUAUUACCGUGGAGUUAAAGAUGACUAUCUACUUUGUCCAUUUUGCUAAACUAUUACGUAGUACAUUCUAUAUUGUGCAGCUUUCAUUGUCGGCUUCAUUAAACUUUCAUCUUUAUUACUGCUUUAGGUUGUCUUAUGUGAAUGGGCAGUGUAAUAUGUCACUAAGAUGUGGGAACUACACUGUGUGGAACUUUUUGGUGAAACAAUUUUUGUUGAGGACACAUCUGAUGCAUUUCUCUUUUUC